Cygnus atratus (black swan) is the source of this 4810-nucleotide messenger RNA. It is a transcript of the gene ALCAM, whose product is annotated as activated leukocyte cell adhesion molecule. Gene Ontology annotation, cellular component: plasma membrane. NCBI's taxonomy places the organism in Eukaryota, Metazoa, Chordata, Aves, Anseriformes, Anatidae. Gene Ontology annotation, biological process: cell adhesion. The coding region runs from base 655 to 2469 and encodes 604 amino acids. The transcript is spliced from 17 exons. The record is from RefSeq and is a predicted model, not a curated record.
UAGGUGCCGGACAGAGAGCAGGCUCGCUUCAGACGCCGGCUGGGGCCGCAGGCUGCUCACACGGCGCUGUGCGAGCCGAGGGAAGGCACCGGGUGCCUGCAGGGCGCUUAUUUCCCUCUUCCUCCCUUCCCCUCUCCCAGCCCUCCGCCGCACCGCCGUCUGGCUGUAGCAGCUGAACCAAAAAGCAGCGCUCAGCCCCCAGCUCGUCGCUUUCCGCAGAAGCGGCGGACGAACCGAAGCAGAGAACAGUGCAGAACGGAGAGCUCCCUUUCCCCCGUACCCACCUCGGCAGCACCUCCCCGCCCGGACUGGGGGGUCUGGGAGCCGAACCCACCCCUCUCCUCCCCGGGGGGGCCGGCUCGGGGAGGCGCCGAGGCCGGGCUCCUCCUCCCAGCCUCCGCUCUCAGUCCUGGAGCGCCGCUCGGCUGCCGCCACCUGCCCCGCCGCCGAGCCGCUCGCUGCUCCGAGCCCUCCUCGGCUCCCGGGACUCCACCGAGCCUCCGCCGCCGGCCUCCCAGCCUCGCCGCGGCUCAAGCUGCCUCCGCGCUGGGCGGCGGGAGGGAAGAAGGCCGCCUCCUCUUCUUCCUCCUCCUCCUCCUCCUCCUCCUCCUCCUUCUCCUCCUCCUGCUGCCGGUCCCGCGGCGGGCAGGCGGGAUGAUGGAGCCCCGCGCCUCCCGCAGCCUCCGCCCGCUGCUCAGCCUCCUCCUGCUGCUCGGAGCCCUCUGCCUGCCGCCAGCUCUGGGAUUGUAUACAGUAAAUGCAGUAUAUGGAGACACUAUUACCAUGCCUUGUCGUCUAGAAGUACCAGAUGGUCUUAUGUUUGGAAAAUGGAAAUAUGAAAUGCCAAAUGGAUCUCCAGUAUUUAUUGCCUUCAGAUCAUCAACAAAAAAAAAUGUACAGUAUGAUGAUGUACCAGACUACAAAAACAGGUUGAGUCUCUCAGAAAACUAUACAUUAUCCAUCAGGAAUGCAAGAAUCAGUGAUGAAAAGAGAUUUGUAUGUAUGCUAGUAACAGAAGACGAUGUUUCCGAAGAGCCAACGAUAGUCAAAGUCUUCAAGCAACCUUCUCAACCAGAAAUCUUGCAUCAAGCAGACUUCUUAGAAACAGAGAAGCUAAAAAUGCUUGGAGAGUGCAUUGCAAGAGAUAGUUAUCCUGAAGGCAACAUUACGUGGUACAAAAACGGGAGAGUUUUGCAGCCUGUGGAAGAAGUUGUGGUCAUAAAUUUGCAAAAGACUGUGGACAAAUCAACUGGGCUCUUCACCAUGACAUCAUCUCUUCAGUACAUGCCAACAAAGGAAGAUGCAAACGCUAAAUUUACUUGUAGCGUGACAUAUUUUGGACCAUCUGGCCAGAAAAUGAUACAGUCUGAUCCAGUUGUCUUCAAUGUUCACUAUCCAACAGAGAAGGUGACUAUUCGAGUGCUGUCACAAAGUAGUACCAUUAAAGAAGGUGAUAAUGUCACCCUGGAGUGCUCGGGGAAUGGCAACCCUCCUCCACAGGAGUUCCUGUUUUACAUUCCAGGAGAAACAGAAGGUAUAAGAAGCUCAGAUACUUACGUAAUGGCUGAUGUGAGACGAAAUGCAACAGGAGAAUACAAGUGCUCUCUGACUGACAAAAGCAUGAUGGACGCAACCACCAUCACUGUGCACUAUCUGGAUUUGCAGCUUACUCCUAGUGGAGAAGUCACAAAACAGAUUGGAGAGGCCCUGCCUGUGUCAUGCACAAUUUCUUCUAGUAGAAAUGCAACUGUGCUUUGGAUUAAGGACAAUACCAGAAUGCAAACAAGUCCAUCAUUUUCAAGUCUGCAGUAUCAAGAUGCUGGAAAUUAUAUCUGCGAAACUACUCUACAGGAGGUUGAAGGGUUAAAGAAAAGAAAGACACUUAAACUUAUUGUGGAAGGAAAACCUCAAAUCAAAAUGACGAAGAAAACCAACACAAAUAAAAUGUCUAAAACAAUUGUCUGCCAUGUGGAAGGUUUUCCCAAACCAGCAGUGCAAUGGACAGUUACUGGCAGCGGAAGCAUCAUAAAUAAAGCAAAGGAGACCAAAUACGUUAAUGGAAAAUUUUCCAGUAAAAUUGUAAUUGCUCCUGAGGAAAACGUGACUUUAACUUGCAUUGCAGAAAAUCAGCUAGAAAGAACCGUGACCUCUUUGAACGUCUCUGCUAUAAGUAUCCCAGAAUAUGAUGAGCCAGAGGAUAGAAAUGAUGACAAUAGUGAAAAGGUUAAUGACCAGGCAAAGCUAAUAGUGGGCAUUGUAGUUGGUCUUCUGCUGGUUGCCCUGGUUGCCGGCGUUGUCUACUGGCUCUAUGUGAAGAAAUCAAAUGACGCCAAAGGAAAGUCUGAGAAGGCAGCAGCACAGAACUUUCCAAGUCUGCCGAGGACAGCAUCAAAACAUGUAGACAAAGAUCUUGGAAAUAUAGAAGAAAACAAAAAGCUAGAAGAAAACAAUCAUAAAUCUGAGACUUAAGAGACAAAAUGCGUCAGUCAUCAUUCCAGAGAAUACAUAUAGACCAAUUGAAGCAUGAACGUGGAUUGUAUUUAAACAUAUACAAAGAAGUGACAGCUAUUCAUGGUUCAAGUAUUAAACAGAUCAUACUACCAAGUUUUCGGAGGAUUUUAGACACAAUUAUCUCAAGCUAAAAAACAAAAACAAAACAACUAAUUUUGGCAACAGCCAUGAUAAUAAUAGGUCACCAUAUUGUGUUCUGUUUGAAAUAUUUUUUUGUAAAUGUCUGCACUGAAGAUUUCUUUUUUUUUUUGCCUUUAUGUAAAUUUUUUACGUAGCUAUUUUUAUACACUGUAAGGCUUUGUUCUGGGAGUUGCUGUUAUUCUGAUGUAUAGUGUAAUGGUUUUAUUUCAAUUGUUUUUAUGACACCCUUUGGGCAGGUACAUGUCUAAUUCUGAUUGUUAUCAGUGAAGCCUCUGCUUUGUAGCAAGUACCUAAAGCGUAAGAUUGUCUUAAAGGAAAAUAUCAAUCUCCUUUUUCAUUCUUAGAAAUCACAGUAAAGAAGAAGGGUGACAGCUGUGACAAAAAUAAACUAAGCUGCUAAUAAAAGUGAAAAUUAAAGAAAGCCAAACAAAGGUAAACAGCCAGAAAGGGAAUUAAAUUUCUAUGGAAAAGGCUGGGUAUUAAACAAGGAACACAAUGAAAAAUUCUUAGCCUAUGUGCAGAUGGUGGUUAGUAAUUCUUUUCUUCUAGAGCAAGACGUGCAUUUUAUUGAUACAUUACCUGUUGUCUUUCAUGUUAGAAUUAGGAUAGGGAACUGGAAUUCUGGAUUGAUUUUGAUUCCUUUACGUUAUCCGCUGCCUUAAAGUACUGUACCUUUUAUUCAUUUCAAAAAGAUAUCAGUCAGAAUUGGAGACUUUUUAAAAAAAAAAAAAGAGAAAAAAAGUGGUCAUAUCAAAGCUGCAUUUUUUUUCCACAAAAAUAGAAUAUAUAUAUUUUUUGUGUGUUUUUGUUAACUAUGCUACAGAUAUUGAAUGCACCUUGAGAUAAUUUUAGUGUUUUUAACUGGUACUUAAUUUAUCAAACAGUACAUAUAAUUGUAACAAUGAAAUGUCUAUGUAUCUUUAGUUACAUUCAAGUUUGUAACUUUAUAAACAUGUUUUAUGCUUGAGGAAAUUUUUAGAAUGGUACUGAUAAGAAAAUGUUUUGGCGUAAAUGGCCAAUAGAAAAUUGUACUGAAGGGGGAAAAGUUUCAUCUUUUUGGAAGGUUAGUUUCUGGAAGAAAGUAAUAGGCAGCUUUGAUGAAGAGGAACUGUAGAGCAAGCAGAACAUCAGGUUUCCAUUUACAAAUAUCCAGGGAAAAGUAUGUUUUUAUAGACUGGUAGGCAAAAAAAAUAAAUAAAAGAAAGAAAGAGAUGGACGUUAGGAAAUGUAUUUUGCCACUUUUGCAUUAUUUAGGGGGAAGAAAACACUGUUACUUGUAAAUUUGUAAAAUGUUACAUGUCUGGGCAGUAGUGACUGAUGUCUUAAUAAAAGCUUCCUGUAGUGCAUUGGCAUGGAUUAAAUACAUAAGAUGUCCUAUAAACUCUAUGCUGUAUAAAAUAAUAGAGGGAAAUCCUGUUAUAUGCCUCUAAACUCUGAUUUGUUACUGUUUUAUUUGGCAAAAAGAAAAAAAUUAUAAUCUUGGUCAAUAUUUAAACCAAAGUAAAAUGGGGUAAAAAACCAAAGUAAUUUGUUUUGCAUGGCUAAGCCAUUAUGUUAUCUCUGUAAAUAUUGUGAUUUUUUUUUUUAGAAUUUUGUUAAAAAAAAUUCUAAAAUUUUUAAACACCUGUUUUUCCAAAAUAAAACGUGAACACACAAAAAAGUUACUUUAUAUACAAAUAUAUCCUUUUCUUUUGGUGCGAGAACACUGCCAAGUGAUACAUAUUUUUUAAAAAAGAUGCAGUGGGCAUGACUCUAAACAGGAAAAGCUGUAACAGAAUGCGGUGAAGGAGUAUGCAAAAAUCAACUGUCUUUGUUUAUAACACUACAAAUUGUUCUUAAAUACAGAGAAGAAACCUCCAAAGAUCAUCAGGGAAAGCAUAGGGAAGGGUUGAAAAUGUUCAUACCACUGUCUUGGGAAUGUGGGGGAAGAAGAGAAGAAAAAGUCCUUCGACUUCCACAGCUAUGAGAAAGGAAUUAAAACACCGUCUCAUCUUUUGGGAUUCUGCUAGAUCUCCUAUGCACUUUAAAUCGUCAGUCCUGGGAGCCGGGUUUUUCACUGCUCCACGUUCACUAUAGGCACGUUUCAAGAACCAAGAGUGCAAAAAAAUUAAUGUUUCUAUCCAUGCCUAAACAACAAUAAAACCGAAGUAUGUCUUCA